Messenger RNA from Batrachochytrium dendrobatidis JAM81, 1686 nucleotides. RefSeq lists its product as uncharacterized. Lineage: Eukaryota; Fungi; Chytridiomycota; Chytridiomycetes; Rhizophydiales. The record is from RefSeq and is a predicted model, not a curated record. The transcript has 2 exons. The coding region runs from base 1 to 1686 and encodes 561 amino acids. Gene Ontology annotation, molecular function: oxidoreductase activity; copper ion binding.
AUGAUUUCACUUUUUGCUACCAUUGUCGCUCUCAUUCCGAUUGUUGUUCAAGCUGCUACUCAGAAUGUUGAGCUCAAUCUUGGUCAAUUCACUGGAUCCCCCGAUGGUUACCAAACCAAUAUUUACGGUGCCAACAAUCAAAUGGAAUUCCCUAUUGUUAUCAACAAAGGAGACUUGCUUAGCCUCAAGGUCAACAACAAGCUUGGACUGCCCACCGCUAUUCACUGUCACGGUCUGUUCCAGAGAGGAACUCCUUACUAUGAUGGUGCAUCCGGUGUUUCUCAAUGCCCUAUCGCCGAUCAGGACUCACUGCAAUACGACAUCAGUGUUCCUGACCAGCAUGGUACCUUUUGGUGGCAUGCUCAUCACAAGGCUCAAUAUGUCAAAGGUCUUCGUGGUCCUCUGAUUAUCAAAGAUCCUUCCAACGAGCCCUAUACUGCCGAUUACGAUGAAGAGUACAUUGUCAUGUUGACAGAUUGGUUCCAUGCGCAACAUAGCUCAGAUAUCCUUGAUCCCUUCAUGAUCAGUACUACUGGAAACGAACCCAUUCCAGACUCUGGCUUAAUCAAUGGCAAAGGCAGAUACAACUGCUCCAUGGCCACUGAUAAGACGGUGCCAUGUAUUAGCAAUGCUCCGCUAACCCGCUUUGAUUUUACCCCAGGAAAGCGUUAUCGUCUUCGUGUUAUCAAUGCUGGUUCCAUGGCAGUGUUCAACUUUUCUAUCGAUGGUCAUAAAAUGACCGUGAUUGAGGCCGAUGGUGUCGAUACUGCCAAGACUGUAGUAGAUGGUAUCCGUAUCAGUGUUGCUCAGCGUUACUCUGUGAUUGUCGAAGCCAAUGCUGCCCCAGGAAAUUUUUGGAUGCGUGCCGAUAUUGACACUGGUCUCUACACCGUUUACCAAGAGGGUAUUUUAACCCCCACUAUCCGCGCGAUUGUCUCGUACACUCAGAGUGAUGCCGACCCAACAUCUAGCCCAGUUGCUGCCAAUGCAGUGAUGCUCAACCAGUACAAACUGAUGCCUGUUGUUCAAGACCCUAUUUCUCCCAGAGUGAAUCAGUCUUUGAUUCUGUCAUUUGGUAUUCUUGCAGACACGGACAAUAUUUUCAAAGCAUUCACUAGCGUUGAUGGACAUUUCACCGAUUCUGUUUACAAGAUGCCCGCGAAUUCGCCAACUUUGAUGAGCGCUAUCAACAACCAGCCAUUUGAACCAAGUGCCAAUGUGGUUCCUGUUGUUAAUGGUCAGACCAUCCAACUGACUAUCUAUAAUGAUGACCCAAUGGAGCAUACGUUUCACUUGCACGGUCAUACAUUCCAGAUUGUUGGUACGGGUGUUCAGCUUAAUCUCAAACCCGCCCAACAUGCUGCUAAAGUGAUGUACCCAGAGCGCGAUACUGUCACUGUUCCAGCAUGCAAAAUCAAGGCCAACAACACUGGCGGUGAAGGAGGUGCCUGCGGUGGUACCAAAGGAUAUGUCACGAUCCGUUUCCGAGCAAACAAUCCUGGUGCAUGGCUGUUCCAUUGCCACAUCGAAUGGCACAUUAUGCAAGGUCUUGGCAUCACGUUUGUUACUGCUGGCAAGGAAUUACAAACCAUGAAACUUCCUCCACGAAUGGUUGAUGGAUGUGCUCGAUCUGGUGUCAAAUUGAAUGCUACUCGUUUCUGGGCUCCACCACGUAUUGGAAUGUAA